AUGGAUGAGUUGGGUAGUGAGCUGCUAGGGCCUGUAUGUUCUGACUUGGCAGAAAUGCCCACUUUUCCAGACUUCUGCACCCUCACUUUUUAUCGCUGCACCUUGAAGAAGUAUUUUGUGAAGCGGAUUCAAUGUCCAGAUAAGAUCAAUGAAGCCCCUGCAACAACACAAAACACCAACCAAGAACCUGGAGACACUGAAUCAUCAUCUACCCUACAAGAGACACUGCUUAUCAGCAUUCUCCCCACCACUCUCUCUACCACCGAAACACCUCCUGCACCUGUCACCUCGGCAUCAAACACUCCCACAGCAGCAACAGAAGCCAUGACGACGACUCUUCCAGCCACUGCCACUGGAACCGUUCCUGAACUUCCCACUGUUAUUUCUGCUGUUACUGCCUCUAUGGAACCUCUGGAUCCCACGUCUUCUACUCCUAUCACAACUGACUCAGAAUCCUUGCUUGAGCUUCUCACCGGCCUUGAUGCAGUGAUAGCCGAGCAGAGUUUUCCUGAAUUAUUUACCACCACUGGUACUACUCCUACAACAACGGAUAUGUCCUUUUCCCAGCACCUUACUUUUUUGACUGCUGUGCCCUCUCCAAGCCCUGUCCCUACACUUCCUUCCACCUCCAGUGCUAUGACUGCCGCCCCAGUUAUUUCUGUAUCAGUUGUCCCAGUAUCCCCAUCUGAGCCUGCCACCACUGAAGCGGCAAUAUCAUCUACGAGUACCACUCCCACAAUGAUGGAUGAGUCCUUUUCCCAGCACCUUACCUUUUUGGCUACUGAGCCUUCUCCAAGCCCUGUACCUACACUUCCUUCCACCUCCAAUGUUAUGACUGCCACCCCAAGUAUUUCUGUAUCAGUUGUCCCAGUAUCUUCAUCUGAGCCUGCCACCACUGAAGCGGCAAUAUCAUCUACGAGUACCACUCCCACAAUGAUGGAUGAGGCCUUUUCCCAGCACCUUAGCUUUUUGGCUACUGAGCCUUCUCCAAGCCCUGUACCUACACUUCCUUCCACCUCCAAUGUUAUGACUGCCACCCCAAGUAUUUCUGUAUCAGUUGUCCCAGUAUCUUCAUCUGAGCCUGCCACCAGUGAAGUGGCAACACCAUCUAUUCCCACAAACCCUGCCACUACUGUUGCCCCAGCCAGUAGCCCAACUUCAGCACCUUCUAGUUCCAUCAUCAUUGUCACUCCCACAGCCACAUCUACUAAUCAACCCUGUUCUGUUCUCCCUUUCUCCUCAUCUUCUACUGCUUCCAAAAUAUCCAUUCUAUUGACCAAGCCUGCCACCCCUAAAACACCUGCUCAUUUAUCCCCUCCUAGCAAUGUUGCUCAUUGGCCUGUUGUCCCAAUCUCUGCUGUUCUUGGACAGUAUCCCCUGCAGCCCACCCCUAUCAUGCAGCUUUUUGUUCUUCCUUCUGGCUUCGGUCCUAGGAAGCCGAAACUCCAGGGUGCAAUUGCCGUCUCCCCUCUGCUACCGAUUAUAGCAGGGCCUGCUAAUAUCUGGCAAAAGAAAAAGAUUCCUGAACCCCAAGCGAACUCACCAACUACUGCAAAAGUGGAGAACUUCUUACAAAUGAACUCACCAACUACUGCAAAAGUGGAGAACUUCUUACAAAUGAACUCACCGACUACUGCAAAAUUUGAGAACUUCUUCUUACGGCUGCGGGAUAGUCGAGUGCAGCAGAUGAUGCAGAAAAUGCGAGAGUUGAUGGGUAAAGGGAAAGCUGUAAAGAAACAGCUGUUGCAGUCUACCUCUCUGCAACUGCUUGGUGCACUGAAAAAUGCCAAACAGAAGUCGUCUACGGUUUCAUUAGUAUCCAAAAAGCAACUUCAAAGAUGACAUAGCCACACGGACAGAUCACCUCUUUUGUACAGAAGGCAGGACGCUAAUGGGUGGAUGUUUUGCAGCACAGUUCCAUGAGAACUUUCAGAUACUUGGUUGUGGUUCACCUGAUUCCAUUCCUGAAUUCUUUCUAAGAUGUUCCCUAUCACUUUGAGAUGAUGGGAUCAAACUAGAAAGACUUCUCUCUGGAGAUUUGAAGGACUUGGAAUUCUCUGAAACAGCAUUAGAGAGGGUGCUUCCAGACCCCACUUUAACCUCUGCUAAAAUGAAGAAUCUCAUUGUUAACUGGGCCUUCCUUUAACUGAAAGGUAUCUGAUUUCUGAAUGGAGGAGACAGAUUAUUUAUUCUUAAUUUGGGUUUUGAGACUGGACAUUAAAGAAAUAUUUUGCAGAAUUGAGCAGAGCUAAUUCACAAAUUCUGCAACCCAGAGUGGUUAUCUUCAAGUAAUUUAUUUUUCCUUGCAGGAGUCUUUGGAAAACUUUAUUUCCCAUAACCUUCCUCACUCAGGCUAAACUCGCAGGGCAACAGUGACAAGGAAGGGAAAAAACCUCUUCCCAUUUUUUGCUUGUCAACCAAUCAUUGCGGUUGCUGCUCCUGCAUAUCUACCAGUUGAAGGGAAUGGGGUGGUCAGGCAACAUUUGGAGAUUGGAAAGAAUAGCAAAGAUGUGCAGGAUGGGGAGGACUGGGAAUUCUUCAGGAGCUUUCAGUGUGAGCUGGAGGAGAAUUCAGGGUCUUGUAAAGCUCGCCUCUCAAUUUGAGAUGGAUUCUAAGAGCUCUUGGUUAGUUUCCAUAUUUGACCCAAGAAAAUUGCUAGAAUCUCUGCAUAAAACUAGCUAUUUAGCAUCAUGUUAAAUCCUAGCUAAAUGCAUAUAUAUAUAUAUAUUAACCUGUGUGGUACCAAA
This is a messenger RNA of Python bivittatus (Burmese python), 2747 nucleotides long. The record is from RefSeq and is a predicted model, not a curated record. NCBI's taxonomy places the organism in Eukaryota, Metazoa, Chordata, Lepidosauria, Squamata, Pythonidae.